Electrophorus electricus (electric eel) is the source of this 897-nucleotide messenger RNA. RefSeq names its product NK2 transcription factor related 7 (gene nkx2.7). NCBI's taxonomy places the organism in Eukaryota, Metazoa, Chordata, Actinopteri, Gymnotiformes, Gymnotidae. Gene Ontology annotation, biological process: regulation of transcription by RNA polymerase II; cell differentiation. Gene Ontology annotation, cellular component: nucleus. The record is from RefSeq and is a predicted model, not a curated record. Gene Ontology annotation, molecular function: DNA-binding transcription factor activity, RNA polymerase II-specific; RNA polymerase II cis-regulatory region sequence-specific DNA binding.
AUGCUUCCUAGCCCUAUGACUUCGACGCCUUUCUCGGUUAAGGAUAUCCUGAAAUUGGAACAGCAACAAGUUUUUAACCAGCAGGGAUUUUCGAAUGCUGAGCCAGAUGAGGCGCCGCUGCAAUCUCUUCAGCUCCAGUGCAUGCACAGUGCGCUGAGUCGAAGUCUGGAGUUACUCUACAGCCCGGAGAAGCCUAGCUUCCUUUCUGGGGAACAGGUGAAAUGCGCCCUUAACUCGGAUGACUUCGAUGUCCUGCGUGGUUCGUGCGGGUCCCCGAAGGAAGAAGACAGGGAUCAGAGUUCUCAUUCAGGUGUGUGUGAAUUUGAAGACUCGGCUUGUAAUGGCAAACAGCAAGACACGCAACCAGACAAACCGAAGCAGAGGCUGCGCAGGAAACCGCGCGUGCUCUUCUCCCAAACCCAAGUGUUCGAGCUGGAGCGACGGUUCAAGCAGCAGCGCUACCUCUCCGCGCCGGAGCGCGACCAGCUCGCCACGGUGCUGAAGCUCACGUCAACUCAGGUCAAGAUCUGGUUUCAGAAUCGGAGGUACAAGUGCAAACGCCAGCGCCAGGACAAAACCCUAGAGCUAGCCGGUCACCCGCUGCCACCGCGAAGAGUGGCGGUGCCUGUACUGGUGCGCGACGGGAAACCUUGUGUUGGAGGGUCCAAUGGUGCACCAUACAACGUUACAGUAGCUUCUUAUCCAUACAACAACUACUACAACAGUUAUGGAAAUAACCCGUAUAGCUGUAGCUUUACCGGCAUGCCGUCCUUUGCCAAUACGACGCAAAUACAAAACCACAUAGUUGAUAUGAAUCUAACUAUGGGAGGAGCUGAUGGAUCUCUAGGGCAGCAAGGACCGUUUCAGGCUACAUUACCGGGAAUCCGAGCGUGGUGA